This is a messenger RNA of Chelonia mydas (Green sea turtle), 1033 nucleotides long. RefSeq names its product pentatricopeptide repeat domain 1 (gene PTCD1). The coding region runs from base 134 to 928 and encodes 264 amino acids. The record is from RefSeq and is a predicted model, not a curated record. Lineage: Eukaryota; Metazoa; Chordata; Testudines; Cheloniidae. Gene Ontology annotation, cellular component: mitochondrial matrix. Gene Ontology annotation, biological process: tRNA 3'-end processing. The transcript is spliced from 4 exons. Gene Ontology annotation, molecular function: protein binding; tRNA binding.
CCGCGCGGGGCCGCCUCCGCCAAUGGGAAGGGGGGCCUGCCGUGACUCCGCCCCCCAGCGCGAGCUGAGGCCGGGGCUGCGGGAGAUGGACGUUUAACCUCGUAAUGAAGGGGAGCGACCCAAGAGGUGUAUCAUGAGGCUCACGCAGUUGGUGCCCCGCCAGCUCCCUGUGGGAUUGUUCUCCCUGAAAUGCUACUGUCCCUUGGUGUGUCACCCUCGAAUGUUGUGGGCAACUCCAAAGAGCUUUUCAGGGUGUCCCAAAAAUAUACCGAGUCUGCUCAGAUUCCUGGGCCAGAGACUGCAGUGCACGAGGCUGAGGCCUUUCAGCUCAUCGCAGGGUCUCUAUAAGUUACAUAACAGAGACUUGAAACAGAUUGACCCUGCCAGCUCUCCUGAAGCUAUCAGGAAACAUGAAGAAGAAUCGGAAGAUGGUGAUGCAGAUGAAGGCUUUGGAACACUAUCUAAUAAAUUUUCUUCUAGAAAAUAUUUUCACAAAACAACAUCAGAGUUGCAGAACUUAAGAUUUCAAGCAGAGGAGGGAGAGGAGGAAGAAGAGCCAGAAUGGAAACCUAGACGUGGUCGUAAGAACACACCAUACUGGUACUUCCUGCAAUGUAAGGCACUGAUAAAGAAAGACAAGCUGGCAGAGGCUCUAGAGCUAUUUGAGGUGCAGAUGCUGAAGGAAGAGCGUCUGAAGCCAGAGGAGAGCAACUACACUGUUCUGAUUGGUGGCUGUGGCAGGGUCGGCUAUGUGAAGAAGGCAUUCAGACUUUACAACGAUAAAGAUGUCAUUCUGGAGAUGCUUCCUCCAAAAUGCCUUUCCAUGGAUGUUUCCACUUUGCUUGGGGACGCAGAAGACUGGAGCUCAAGAAUUUACUGUCGCCUUGAAUCGUACAUGUUGUAUCUAAUCUAUUUUAGGUUUUCCUAAUGUGCCUAUCUCCAUGGUAUCUGUACAAGGUGGAACUAUUUUUUAACUUAAUUCUGGGCUCUUUAUUUAAUAUUAUUUCCUUAACUUUUUUUUCCUCUGAGAGUA